This is a messenger RNA of Stegastes partitus (bicolor damselfish), 4100 nucleotides long. RefSeq names its product phosphatidate phosphatase LPIN2. Gene Ontology annotation, biological process: fatty acid catabolic process; cellular response to insulin stimulus; positive regulation of transcription by RNA polymerase II. Gene Ontology annotation, molecular function: transcription coactivator activity; phosphatidate phosphatase activity. The record is from RefSeq and is a predicted model, not a curated record. The transcript has 20 exons. Gene Ontology annotation, cellular component: cytosol; endoplasmic reticulum membrane; nucleus. The coding region runs from base 179 to 2953 and encodes 924 amino acids. Lineage: Eukaryota; Metazoa; Chordata; Actinopteri; Pomacentridae.
UCGAGGAGAAGAUUUUUUUCAUUUUCAUUUCAGCUCCGAUAACGAAGCUUAUCAGCCGCGGUCACGUGUGUCCCCGGGGUCACGUGGUGUGCGGGCUUCACGGCAGCAGCAGCAGCAGCAGCCGCUCAGACCGGAGAGUUCAGCCUCCACCGAGCCUCCACACCGGAAGGUGGACACCAUGAACUAUGUGGGGCAGCUGGCGGGCCAGGUGCUGGUGACAGUGAAGGAGCUGUACAAAGGGAUCAAUCAGGCCACUCUGUCGGGAUGCAUCGACGUGGUCGUGGUGCGACAGCCGGAUGGGACGUUCCAGUGCUCCCCUUUCCACGUCCGCUUUGGAAAACUGGGAGUGCUGCGCUCCAGAGAGAAAGUGAUCGACAUUGAGAUCAAUGGAGAACCCGUGGAGCUCCACAUGAAGCUUGGAGACAAUGGAGAGGCCUUUUUCGUGCAGGAGACAGAGCAAAAUAAUGAGGUCGUUCCCGCCCAUCUGGUGACCUCGCCGAUCCCCACAGAGGAGGCUCUGUUCAGGAGCAGAGAGCCCAGAUGUGUGGAGACCAGCCAGCCUCUCGGUCCAGAUGACCCGUCCCCCGGAAACCUCCAACUCUGCGCCAACUCGGCCGGCAAGAAGAAGAAGAGACGCAGGAGGAAACACAAAGCUGAGCCACGCAAGGAGGAGCAAACGACAACAUCUACAGGAGGGGAGCAGGAGCUGUGUGAGCUCAGCUCUGAUGAAGAGCAAAGUGCACACAAUGGACGAACAUCUUCACUGUCAGUGAUGAAGGACAACAUGGACCACAGGCAACAUUCCCCGCUCACCGCCCUUGAAUGGGACAGUUAUCCUUUCUCUGAUGGAGACUGGUCUCCCUGCACAACGGACGUGUCCGAGCCCAUGUCGCCCAAGAGCGACUCUGAGCUGAUGGUGAAGCCGACAGAGAGCAUGCUCAGGGCCGAGUCCCACAUGCAGUGGACCUGGGGGGAGUUUCCAGAAUCCACCAGGAUCAACAAAAAGGACAAAUUGGAGCUAAAGAAGUUGACCAUCACCCCCUCAGAGAACACACACUUCAGGGUUAUUCUGAGCUCAGAAGCCAUGGAGGAAGACUCAAGAGGAGAACAGAGAACAGCAGAUUCCAUCUGCAGCAUUGUAAAACCAGAGCCCCGGACCAUCAAACCGCAGCCUCCUGAAGCUUCACUACACGAUACGAACAUCACCGAGCCCAAACCAGCACUUUCAGAUUUAAUGUCCAGCAGCUUUACCUCAAAGCCAAGUCACUCAGAACUCAACACAAAUAACGUGCGCAAAACCAGGUGGACGUCUUCACCGCCAAGCCGCAGGGCCAACGGAGGAAGUAACCCAGACGGAGACUCAGCAGCUGUUUGUUCUGAUACAAGAGCCUCCCCUAAAGUCACCGACUCACCCAACAAGAGGAGAGGUGUGAGGAAAAGGAGUCAACACCAGGGACCUGAAGACAUUUACCUGGAAGACCUGAAUGUACUUGAACCUGACGUUGCUGCUCGGUACUUUCCAAAAAGUGAGUCUGAGCAGGUUCCUAAACACUGGGUGGAGACGGGACGGCGCUCUGGAUCCCAGUCGCCCCAGUCGGUGGGCAGCGCAGCAGCAGACAGCGGCACCGAGUGUUUGUCCGACUCUGCUGGCGAUCUGCCUGACGUCACGCUGUCGCUGUGCGGUGGCGUCGGAGAGAACUCAGAGAUCCCUAAAGAGAAAUUCAUGGAGCACAUCAUCACCUACAACGAAUUUGCAGAGAAUCCAGCAAUCAUCGAUAAUCCCAAUUUGGUGGUUAGAAUCGCAAACAGGUAUUACAACUGGACGCUGGCAGCACCGUUGAUACUUAGCAUGCAAGCUUUCCAGAAGAACUUGCCAAAGGCGACAGAGGAGGCCUGGGUGAAGGAGAAAAUGCCAAAGAAGCCUGGACGCUGGUGGUUCUGGAGGAAGAGCAGCGUGAAACAGUUAUCGUCAGAGACCAAGUUAGAGCGACAGGAGUCUCUGACCAGAGAGAGUCCGGCCCUCCACCAGGCCCCAGAAACACAGCAGAAAGCAGCCGAGUGGUCGAGCGAUGACGAGACUAAAGAGCUGAACGCCGUGGCUCCUGCUCUGACACCUACUGAGCGCGUGCAGACAGAAGGCCCGGCGCCGGCGCCGUGUCACUCUUACAAGAAAUCCCUCCGCCUGUCGUCUGCCCAGAUAGCCAGCCUGAAGCUGAGGGAGGGACCAAACGACGUCACCUUCAGCAUCACCACCCAGUACCAGGGAACGUGCCGCUGCGAGGGAACCAUCUACUUGUGGAACUGGGACGACAAGGUCAUCAUCUCCGACAUCGAUGGCACCAUCACCAAAUCAGACGUGUUUGGUCAGAUCCUUCCUCAGCUCGGUAAAGACUGGACUCACCAGGGAAUCGCUAAACUCUACCACUCAGUGCACGAGAAUGGCUACAAGUUCCUGUACUGCUCGGCCCGAGCCAUCGGCAUGGCUGACAUGACUCGAGGCUAUCUGCACUGGGUGAACGACAGAGGGACCCUCCUGCCUCAGGGGCCCCUCAUGCUCUCUCCAAGCAGCCUCUUCUCUGCCUUCCACAGGGAGAUCAUAGAAAAGAAGCCUGAGAAGUUCAAGAUCGAAUGCCUCACAGACAUCAAGAACCUUUUCUUCCCAAACACACAUCCCUUCUACGCUGCCUUCGGAAACAGAGCGAGCGAUGUGUUUGCCUAUAAGCAAGUGGGUGUGCCCGUGUGCCGGAUAUUUACAGUGAAUCCCAAAGGGGAGUUGAUCCUGGAACAAGCCAAAGGCAAUAAAACAUCAUACAGCCGGCUGAGUGAGCUGGUGGAGCAUGUUUUUCCUUUACGGAGUACACAACACAACGCCACCUUCAGCUGCCCCGAGUUCAGCUCCUUCUGCUACUGGAGAGAGCCCAUCGCCGAGGUUUGCUUCGAGGAGCUGCUUUGACUCAAAACAUCCUCGGGUUUCUUACUUGAAAUCAGCUGAGUUUCUCUUCCAACUGAACGCACUCGUGCAAUACCGAUGACGUUUGUCAGUUUUGUCGGCCGCUGAUGUCGGCUUGGACACAUUCUGCUUCGGUGGAAAAGUUUGAGAUGUGAAUGUUUCCCAUAUUUUUUUUAUGCGCAACACAAUCUUCUCAAUUAGGGGUUGAUUCCCUUCAUGCACUUGUAAUCUUUGUGUCGGAGCCACACGGACUAGUUUUGGCUUGUGUCAAAACUCUGACGAAUGUGUCGUUCUUGCCAUUUGCACAGUUUAUGUUACAGUACAUAGAAGUCAGCACUUAUUUAGGCAGCGGAGGUGAAGAAAACUGGCCAACGUGGAACAAAACUACUGACUGUAGUGCUCCUUUGAGAACCACACGGUGUAUCGGAGCUGUGUGUCGUCCUUUAAGGCCUCAUUCGCUCUGUAACCGUCGUAUUUAAUGUAUUCUGCUCCAAAGCUCAAGGACUUUGCACUUAUAUGCUAAGAAGUAAAGUGUGCUCAUAGAUAUUAACUGCAUUAGUGCAAUUUAGACAAAAAAAAAUCACUUUCUGAUGUGUAGAUAGCUGCUAUUUGGUAAGUUUUUUUUUUAAAUCAAUAGUUUAAAUUAGAGUGUCCAACUAUUUUUGAUGAAUCCUGACUCUUUGCCAGAUGUUGCUGUUGUGAAAACUGCAGGAUGUGAACGUCUGUCUGUCUGUAUUACUUUCACGCUCAGUAACAGUCAAAUUUACUGCAUUCUUUCUAUGAAAGUGAUCGACUUUGUGUGAAGAAACCACACAGUAUUUUCAUAGUUUUGUUUUUGAAGUUCACUUUUCAAUAAGGACCCAUUUUGCUGCUGCUUCAGGUCUGUUUCUGUAGAUUGUUGUGAUUUCCUCGUAAACCGGUUUACAUUAAGAUGUAAAGCACAAUGGAUGUCUGGAGGUUUUCAUAAAUAUGUUGGGACUGUUUGAGAGGUGAGAUUUAAAAACGUGAAUCAUUUUUACAGAGCGCCAAAACUGUCGAUUUUGCUGUACAUAAACUCUAAGCAUAGAAUAUUUAAUGUUUGUACAGUAUUGUACUGAUGAACUGAUGUCUUAUGUUGGAUGAUGCUUUAAUAAAACCACUGUAUUUAAAA